AUGUACUCCACAAAAGCAGCUGCUUCCAGAUGGAUCCGACUCGGCCGCUCGCUCGCUACCGCCGAGGCCUCCGUCGUUCCAAAGAGAAAAGCCACAGUCUUUACUGAUGCCCUCAACAAAGGACCCCUGUUUGACGACUUUGUCAGCGGAAAAGCGUCCGAAAUGGUGAUUGAUCCAUUGGAGGCUGCCAGAAACGACCCGGAGGCCAAGCUUCCUCGAUGGUUGAAGGUUCCUAUCCCCAAGGGACAAAGCUUCCACAAAGUGAAGAAGGAUGUCAGAGAACUCAAGCUUGCGACUGUGUGUGAAGAGGCCAAGUGUCCUAAUAUUGGAGAGUGUUGGGGCGGAAAGAAAUCCGAGGCUACGGCCACCAUAAUGUUGCUUGGUGACACUUGCACUCGUGGAUGUAGAUUCUGCUCGGUGAAGACCAACAGAAACCCCGCCAAACCGGACCCGAUGGAGCCCGAAAACACCGCCGAGGCGAUCCUGCGAUGGGGAUUGGGCUACGUCGUUUUGACCACUGUCGAUAGAGAUGAUUUGGUGGACGGUGGUGCGGCUCACUUGGCAGAGACCGUGCAGCGCAUAAAGACCAAGGCUCCACAAAUCCUCGUGGAGGUUUUGAGUGGAGAUUUCCGGGGCAACCACGCGGAUUGCGCGACACUUGCAACGUCUGGCUUGGAUGUCUACGCCCACAACUUGGAGACUGUUGAGGCCUUGACGCCUCAUGUCAGAGACCGUAGAGCCACCUACCGUCAAUCAUUGAGCAUUCUUGAUACGGCCAAGAAAACCACACCGGGAUUGAUCACCAAGACAUCGUUGAUGCUUGGUCUUGGAGAGACCGACGAGCAAGUCAUGCAGACGCUCAAGGACUUGAGGGAGGUGAAGUGUGAUGUUGUAACCUUUGGCCAGUACAUGCGUCCCACCAAGAGACACAUGAAGGUCGUGGAGUACGUGAAGCCGGAGAAAUUCGACUACUGGAAAGAUGUCGCUUUGGAGCUCGGAUUUCUCUACGUGGCUAGUGGUCCCUUGGUGCGUUCCUCAUACAAGGCUGGUGAAGCGUUCAUUGAGAAUGUCUUGAGAAAGAGGAAACACAACGUGGGAGACAGCGAGAGAAAGGCCCAUCUCGACGAGGCCAGUGCAAGCGCAUGA
Molecule: messenger RNA, 1146 nt
Organism: Australozyma saopauloensis
Lineage: Eukaryota; Fungi; Ascomycota; Pichiomycetes; Serinales; Metschnikowiaceae
Gene: LAB5
Product: putative lipoate synthase
Exons: 1
Coding region: 1-1146 (381 amino acids)
Biological process (GO): lipoate biosynthetic process
Cellular component (GO): mitochondrion
Molecular function (GO): 4 iron, 4 sulfur cluster binding; lipoate synthase activity
Source: RefSeq, a predicted model, not a curated record